GAUGAGAGCGGCUAAAACAACUGUGGUCGCGCCAUGGAUCCUGCUGUUAUUUCCGCACUUCAUUGUCUUGAAAAUGAUCACCAUGAACAACUGGACUUUGAGGAUGAGAAUUUUUCAAUAAACCCAUGGGAGACAGAAGUAUUUAUUCUUCUGUUUUUAAUAUUGCUUUAAAGCUACUUUCUUUAAAGAAUAAUAAAAGAGAGUAUCAUGAAAGUUCAGCUUCCUCUUCAAGUUCAGACAGUUCUGAGUCAAGUCCUUAUGAUGAAGGUGAAAUGAGAAGUAGUGACGAGUCGGAGUUCAGCAAGGACGAACAGAGUUCCGAAGAAGGGGAAGUGCAGUCUGAAAUUGAUGAGAUCGAGGGAACAGCAGAUGUAAUAGUAAAAAAGGACGAAACCCCUUGGGAACGUGGUCUGCGUUUGGCGCGUGAACGUUUAGAACGUGCAAAAGCUUUAAAGGCUAAGGAAAAAGAUCUUGUUGAAAAGCGUAUGAAUUUACCGGUACCCGCACCGGCGGUGGAUAAGAAAGUUGAAACUCCUGUAGAAGAUGAUUUUUUAUGGCCUUGUUAUUAUCAAGUAUGUAUUAUUGGGCGCACUGAACUAACUGGUCACCGAUAUCUUCCGGAGGAUAUUCUUCCUCCAAGUGCAAAAGAAACAUCAGAAUGGCGAAGAAGAGUUACGAAACAUCGUCGUAGUCGAAGUGCUAGUCGGCGUUUCUCAUCCGCAUCGUCAUCAACCUCAGUUUCAUCUUCGUCAAGAAGCUCUUCUCGUAGUUCUGUGGCGUCGUCAAAUAUUUCCUCCUUAGCUUCUGUCGCAGUAUCGUGGAAAGAAACUUGUGCUAAGGCUAUGAAGCCUUACUUAAGAUCACCUAGACGUCACGGAAAAUAUGAUAGCAGACAUUCUUCCGCUACCAAUUCUCGCUCGUCUGAUUCCGAUUCUGGGUCUGGUCGUUCUCGUUCUUCUUAUCCUACCGCAGCGAGCGGUGCAAGAUCUGGUGCUAUGAAUGAUCGUGGCCGCAGCUACUGGGGAGCUGGAAAGCAUCGAGGUAGAAAUAUAGAAUCUGGCAAUUCGUCUGCGUCAAGAUCAGGUUCUAAGUCUUCGACAGGAUCUCGUGGUCGUAAGAGCGGUGGUAAUCAAACUUGGUUCAGAGGUCCUGGAGGACGCGCGGGAGAUUCGAAGAAUAAAACUGGUCGACGAUCAAAAUCACCUGUUACCUCACCACCUCGACGACGUACGGAUGUUCCACCGCUUCCGAAUGAAAGACCAGUAAAGAGACCUUGGGUUAUAGCACCAUCCCUUGCUACUACAGCACAAAAUGUGCCGAAAAGUGAUGGACACACUAAAGAACGUUCUCAUUCAUCUUCAAAAUCACCAACUCCUGGUGAUAAGGAUACUGGAGAAAAACGAUACAUUACUUCCUGGUCUCGUAGUCCAUCUUCUGGAGGUGAGAAUGGUCGUGAUGUUCAUCGUCAUGAACGUUUACCUGAUGUAAUUCCUGGCCCACAACAUGUACGGAAUAGACGAAGUGGUGUUGCGUCACCAUUACGCAGAAAGAAAAGUCGUAGCCCAUUUGCAGAUGACGCAACUAGACCAUCUACUUUGACUAAUUGGGCUCCAAAAUCUGUCAGUUAUCCAGAAAACGCAAGAAAUGAUAUGCCCAACAGUCAAACUAGUACCAUUAAUGAUCAAAACUGUCCAGUUGUUAUGGAACAACACAUUGAACCUGAAGCAUUAUACCGUUCCAGUAAUACUGAUACUCUUUCAAACACUGUAGUAAAUUCUGCUCAGUCAGUUUCGACUGGCGGUGCUGCUGGUGAACUUCCACCAAAUCGUCCUGGUGUUCGUUUAACAUUGGCGCCAAGAAUGAAGGCUGCACCUGUAGGUAUCAGCUCACUUGCGAAUGCUGCACCUUCUCGUACAUCUACUAACCGCCUGCCACCUCAACCAUCAUCACCACCACCCCAAUCUCGACAAAUUCGACCUCCUGGUGUUCCUAUAUUGCAUCGUCAUACGUCUCCUAUUGAUACUAACCAACAUUCUACUGUUGGCACUAAUAUUAUUAACAUGCCCAUGACACAGACUCAAGUUCGUUUACAGGCAGAAGCCGCAGCGGCUGCAUUGGAAAUACGUGAGCGACGAAGAGCGGCUGCUGAAGCGGCGAACAAGAAUAGACGACCACGUCGACAUAAACGAACAGAUUUGGAAAGCAUACCUGUGCGUGGAAGACCGACUUAUAGGCGAAAAUCAUUUUCAGCCUCUUCAGAGGCAUCUGGCAGUUCUAGCUCUUCUAAUUCUUCCAGAUCGCCAUCUAGUGGCCGUUCUCGUUCUGACUCAGGUAGACCUGCUGCAGUCCGACAUAAUCCUGCAGGUCGUCAAGCACCACUCAUUAAACAUGACCAAGAGGCUGUCCGUCCAAGUGGUCGUAAACGUGUUCGUCAAGACACGCAACGUACAAGCCUAAAAGAGAUUGAUGAGAAUGCAACACGUCGACAUGUAGGACGUAGCACGUUACUAAACAGUAUUGAUCCUCGUGAACCAUUAGAAUACGUUCGAUAUACUAAGCAAUCAGAUUUUAAUGAACGUCCUACGCAUAGAACACGUGGGACAGAUCAAUUUAUUCAGAAACCUAUACAACCUAUGAAACGAUCCUAUCCCUCUGGUUAGUUUAUUUUACUAAUAUUCUAUAAACAAUUAAUUGGUAUGUGUUGAUAAGAAUGAGGUAAUUAAAUUAAAAAUACUAUGCAGUAAUUUGUAGCAAAAAAUUAACUAGCUUCAUCCUGUGUAUGGUUUUUUAAUAAGACUGGGAACUGAUAAAUUUAGCUAUCAUAAAAUAUGAGCUUUCUCAACCAACAACGCUGUUCUAUUUGUUUUGAUGCCAGGACUGCAUGAGAGAUUACAAGAGGAAUAGCAUAUUUGAUUCAGUUUGUUUUAUGUAAUGUGUUUAAUAUCAGUCAAUUUCCUAGAGCAAUAACAUCGUAGGAAUUAGCAGGAAUGUCCAUCGCACUCCGAUCUGUAUCAAAAUCAACCAGUUUAUUAAGUAAUUCACCAUUAUUGUCUUAUUAAUCUCUUAACUACGAAGUUUGCACUGUCAUGCAUACACUUCAAGGCCAACAUUCAAUAGCUCGAUAGACUUAUUCAACAGUAUGAUAUGUUCGUGUUCCACUUAUCACCAACUCACUCUUGUUGCUGGUUCAGCAUAGCGCGUCAGAGUCGUAUGGCAUACAUAACGUAUAUAUCAACCACCUCAGUAAUAUAAGACCUCGUCAAUCAAUUUGCCCUUAUUGCUACAUAUUCAACUUAACCAUUGCCCAGUUGAUCAGUUCUGUCGUAUAUGAGUAGUGAUGGUUCGAAUAUACCUAUGAUCAAGUACUUCCAAUCCACUCACGUCUCCCACUUUCAAUGGUCUUGCUUCACAGCUGUAAACCAAUACAGAUUGAACUAUUGUGUAGUUUAUUAGUCCUUUUAUUGAUAAACAAUCUAGCUUGUGGUACAACUGGUGUUUUUGAAGAGACUGGGCGAGCUGAUUUUAUCUGUUUCGAAAGUUUGUAAGUCAUGGGCCUACUGAAGGUGGAUGGAAGUAAUAGGAUAAACGGCAGAAAUUAAUAUGACCUCUGAGCGGUUCAUAUUCAUAGGGUAAUAAAGCAAGUUUCGUCCUUUAGACCCUUAUUCUAUUUAAAUCAUGAAUACUAGCAUCCUGAAGCUCAACGAUUCACCAUUUCACUCUUUUCUAUUUAAUCUUCCUGUUGUCUAGCUUUUCUUUUUUGUGGUAUUUAGAACUUUAAUUCUGUUAACUAUCCAGCCAGUCUUAAUUAUCAUAAUCAUUCAUUACCUGCUUUCUAUAAAAUAAUCCUAUAAUCUGAUAUUAUUUUUCAGGCGUCGAGGAAAUGCCAAUACGGCAACGUCCGGAACGAGAUUCACGUCUGCCUGGUGCUCACUAUCCGAAUCAGUCUGUUGACGAACUGCACAGAGUUGUCAAUCCUGAGAAUAGACGUACUGCUGUUAGUCAGUUCAAUAUGCCAACUAAGGAGAGGAUCAUUAGACCGAGAACACCUCAUGGUUUAGAAAUGAUGGAUUUCAGGAGCCGAUCACCUCAUGCAGAUGUCGACAUAUUGCCUAAAAUUAUUCGCCUUGAUCGCGAACAAUAUCGCAGAGUUAACUACGACGUACCAGAUGUCAGUAUUUGCGAAAAAUCAUCAGCUGAUUUAACAAUCGUUGACUCUACAGAUAGUUUUGGUGCUAAACGUGCUCGUAGUCGUCAUCGUAGCAGAGGACCUGGUGUAACUAUUGAUCGAUCUGAACCAUUUGAGUCAGAUACAGGAAGUUUUGCUGCAGAACAACGUCUUAGAAAACUUCGCGAGCGUUUGAACUUGGUUGAUGACGCAAUCGCAGAAAUUAAAGCCGGUACUGGGGCACAAUCCAAUUUUAAUUUUGGCGAUAUUCGAAGAUGAUAAAGACUACCAUUGUUAUUAAUCAAAUCAUCAACAUGUACAUUGUUGUCUCCAUUUUAUUUCUUUCUGCACAAAAGACAACUCGCUAUAUUUACUCCCUUCCCCGAUCUUGUCUAAGUCAAUUGUUUGUAUCGUGUUUUUCCUAUCAAUUAUAGUCAGUUUUAUCUGACAUACCACUCUC
Molecule: messenger RNA, 4625 nt
Organism: Schistosoma margrebowiei
Lineage: Eukaryota; Metazoa; Platyhelminthes; Trematoda; Strigeidida; Schistosomatidae
Source: the annotation of a GenBank genome assembly